Drosophila persimilis is the source of this 893-nucleotide messenger RNA. RefSeq lists its product as uncharacterized. The record is from RefSeq and is a predicted model, not a curated record. The transcript is spliced from 2 exons. Bases 37 to 816 code for a protein of 259 amino acids. NCBI's taxonomy places the organism in Eukaryota, Metazoa, Arthropoda, Insecta, Diptera, Drosophilidae.
UCAACAAACAAAUUUUUAGUAAAUCGAAAUUAAACAAUGUCAAUCCCAAGAUUAGCUGGGGAGGUACUACCCCAUGUGGCUGAAGAGCAGGCACGUCCGGAUAAUGCCCUUAUCCGCAUUGAACCGCGUCAGGUCGGGGACCUACAGGCUGUCGCUGUCCCGCCCACACCACCGGCAGCUUUGAUGGGACCACUCGCCGUUGACGGUUCUGCUCCUGUGCUGCUGCCCAUUCUGGACUAUGUGCGUGAGCUGCUGGCCCAUCCCUUUCCAAGAGAACCGGAGUCUACGGACUACAGGCUGCACAUCGCCUCCCACAGGCAGCGACUUCUGGAGUGCAUUACUACCGUUGUGGGUAUACUCCGUAAUGUGAUGUCGGCGAUGGCACGGGAUUCGCCCUUGAGUGCGGAAGAACGGAGAAACUUCCAGAAAUUGCGCACACUGUACUUUUCGGCCUUCGAUAUAGGGAACUCUCUGCGUCGGACCAUAGAUGCGGCGGGACAUACGGUUUAUUCGUGGCCCCGGCACUAUGUUGUUAUGAGCCCUGGCUUAAACUCUCCCGAUACGAGCUUCGGUGGUAGUUCCAUGCUUUUUCCUUGGCGGAACCCUUAUCUCUUCACACCCCAUCUGGGUGCACAUUACUUUGAGAGGGGCAUGGAACAACGGGAGGCGCACAUGGAAAGGGAGUUCUGGGACGAACACGAUUAUCUUGAUGAGGCCUCAACUGGGCCACCCGACAACGUGAUGGAAGACCAGAACAAUGGUACUUUGGAAGAACGUGGAGAUGGUGCUCCUUCUCACAACAACCGAGACAUUUAACAGUUUUUUCGAUCCUGUGCACAUAUGUACAUCUAUUGUAGUUUUUUCUCCAGUAAACCUCCUCCAGUUUUUGCAAA